Equus quagga is the source of this 1587-nucleotide messenger RNA. RefSeq names its product MAGE family member D2 (gene MAGED2). Gene Ontology annotation, biological process: negative regulation of transcription by RNA polymerase II. Lineage: Eukaryota; Metazoa; Chordata; Mammalia; Perissodactyla; Equidae. Gene Ontology annotation, cellular component: nucleus. The record is from RefSeq and is a predicted model, not a curated record.
CUUCCGGCCUGGACCGGGGAGGGUAGUCUUCGAGUUUCGGAGGGGCUUGGAGAGAGUGAACGCACUCGGGAAUUGUAGAAGGACGAGGUUCAGCGCUUGCCAGGCCAACGAGACAUGUCUGACACGAGUGAGAGGGGUACGGGCCCAACCGGCUUCCAGGCUGAAGCCUCAGAAAAGGACAGUGGCUUGAAGAUGCAGACCCUGUUGACAGUAACCCAGAACUUGGAGGUCUCAGAGACACCGAAGGCCCCAAAGGCACCAGAGGUCUCAGAGGCUGUGAAGGUUUUGAAUGCUGCCGGGGUCUCAAAGGCCACAGAGGUCUCAAAGGCUCCAGAGGCCCAGGAGGCAGCUGCCACCCAGGCCUCACCUACCACUAAGCUGACUGAUACCCAGGUUCUGGCAGCUGAAAAGAAGAGUCCAGCAGCUGACACCAAGAUGCAGAAUGCUGACCCUGAGGCUGUGACAGUGCCUGCCACUGAGACCAAAAAGGUCAGCUGUGUGGCUGAUACGAAGGUCAAUACAAAGGCCCUGGAGACUGAGGCUGCUGCCUCUCAGGCUCCAGCAGAUGAACCUGAGCCUGAGGGUGCAGCUGCCCAGGCUCGAGAGAAUCAGGAUACUCGGCCCAAGGUCAAGACCAAGAAAGCCCGAAAGGUGAAGCAUCUGAAUGGGGAAGAGGAUGGCAGCAGUGAUCAGAGUCAGGCUUCUGGAACCACAGGUGGCCGAAGAGUCUCGAAGGCCCUAAUGGCCUCAAUGGCCCGCAGGGCUUCAAGGGGUCCCAUAGCCUUUUGGGCCCGCAGGGCAUCAAGGACUCGGUUGGCUGCUUGGGCCCGGAGAGCUUUGCUCUCCCUGAGGUCACCUAAGGCCCGUAGGGGCAAGGCUCGCCGCAGAGCUGCCAAGCUCCAGUCAUCCCAAGAGCCUGAAGCACCACCACCUCGAGAUGUGGCCCUUUUGCAAGGGAGGGCAAAUGAUUUGGUGAAGUACCUGUUGGUUAAAGACCAGACAAAGAUUCCCAUCAAACGCUCAGACAUGCUGAAGGACAUCAUCAAAGAAUACACUGAUGUGUACCCAGAGAUCAUUGAACGAGCAGGCUAUUCCUUGGAGAAGAUGUUUCAAGUCAAUCUGAAAGAAAUUGAUAAGCAAAGUAGCUUGUAUACUCUCAGCACUCAAGAAUCCUCUGCCGGCGUACUGGGAAUGACCAAGGACACACUCAAACUAGGUCUCCUCAUGGUGCUUCUUAGCAUCAUCUUCAUGAAUGGAAAUCGGUCCAGUGAGGCUGUCAUCUGGGAGGUGCUGCACAAGUUGGGGCUGCGCCCUGGGGUGAGGCACUCACCCUUUGGGGAAGUAAGGACGCUCAUCACAGAUGAGUUUGCGAAGCAGAAGUACCUGGAGUACAAGAGGCUUCCCAGUAGCAGACCACCUGAAUACGAGUUCUGGGGCUUGCGCUCCUAUCAUGAGACUAGCAAGACGAAAGUCCUCAAGUUUGCAUGCAAGGUGCAGAAGAAAGACCCCAAGGACUGGGCAAGAGCCCAAAUGAGGAUUGGAGAGGAAGCUGUGGCUGGGCCCUGGAAUUAGGAUGACAUGGAUAUC